CCGCUGCCUGCGCCUCCCCGACAUUCAGCUUUGUUUCAUUCUUCAGCGAUGCGUGGUCUGAAACUAGGCUGAUUUUGUGGGCAUGUGCUGUUUCUGCUACGAGGCAUAAGUCCGCGGAGAGCGAGAGAGAGGCAUGGCCUCCAGGUUGGUGCUGGUCAUUGGCGACCUCUUCAUCCCGGAUCGAGCGCCGGAGAUUCCGCAAAAGUUCCGCAAACUCCUUGCUCCGGGAAAGAUUGGACAGGUUGUGUGUCUAGGCAACAUAACAGAUAAAGAGACGUACGAUUUCCUACGGCAGACGGCCCCAGAUUUGCACAUCGUGAAAGGUGACUUCGACACCGAAGCAUCCAGCUUAGCUUUAUCAAAAGUGGUACAACAUGGCGGGCUUCGAAUUGGUUUCACGCACGGUCAUACUGUCAUUCCACAGGGAGAUGCGGAUGCCUUGCUGAUAGCCGCACGGCAAAUGGAUGUUGACAUCUUGUUAUGGGGUGGUACACACAAGUUCGAGGCAUACGAGCUGGAGGGUAAAUUCUUCGUCAAUCCAGGUAGCGCUACCGGCGCAUUCAGUACGAGUUGGUUGGCCAUCGAAGAAGAUCCGAUUCCCAGCUUUUGCCUAAUGGAUAUCCAAGGAGACGUCCUCGUAUUAUAUGUCUAUCAACUACGAAAGGAUGAGAGUGGAAAUGAAAACGUGGCGGUGGAGAAGGUUUCUUUCAGAAAGCCGGCCCCGGUGGAGGCAUGAUAGCCGCCAUACGCCCCAAUUGAAUGUUGCAUCCCGUCGACUGGUGGAUAGUCUGCGACAUGACUGAGCACAGCAAGGGCAUAGAGGCCGAGUCCUUACCUCUGUUCAAUGGCGGAGCUGCGGAAAGGCGCUUUCAUCUUCAAGAACCUCGCGCCAUCAGGGCCUGAUCUAUUCACAGGCUGCAAACCCGCAAUGUUGAGGACAGUCUCCUGACCGUCGUGACUAGAAGAAGCGCCCCUUGAUCAAGCUGAAUCAAAGGCGGCAGAGCAUUCGAGGCUUCAGGCGACAGACAAAAUCGUUGAUUUAGUGGCUAUAAUUCUUGACUCUUACAGAUGUUUGGUUCUGGGGUUAUGUUCAUUGCAAUCCCAGCCGUGAAUGACAUCGACAAUAUCCCCGAGUCUUGCCAACUGAUGACAUCAAGUUUGUAAAGUUAUCGCAACCUCGACGGUCUUGAUCCACCU
This is a messenger RNA of Cladophialophora immunda, 1197 nucleotides long. RefSeq lists its product as uncharacterized. The transcript is spliced from 4 exons. Lineage: Eukaryota; Fungi; Ascomycota; Eurotiomycetes; Chaetothyriales; Herpotrichiellaceae. Gene Ontology annotation, biological process: retrograde transport, endosome to Golgi; intracellular protein transport. Gene Ontology annotation, cellular component: retromer complex; endosome. The coding region runs from base 134 to 736 and encodes 200 amino acids. The record is from RefSeq and is a predicted model, not a curated record.